AUUAUUCAUGUCAGGGACUGCUGUUGCCCCAGCACGGAUAAUAGCAGAGGACACCUGACCUGAGGUAAUAUCACAUUAUUAUACGCUUUGAAAUAUAAUGUACUUACAUUUAAUUGGCUUAAUUAUUAUCCAUUAUUAUCAUAUUAUACUUGUAUUAUUCAUUUAUUUCAUAGAAUUGUAAUACAACAUCAUAUCUUCAUAAAAUCCUUAAUGUGUGUUGUAUGCUCAUAAAUUAACAAGUCAAUUAAAUAUUUUAGUAUUGUGCUUCAUAUAAUGUUAUGCAAUUUUUUUCUUCAUCUGUUAUGAUAGCUUGUCAAUAUUUCAUUCUCGAUUUAGCUCAUCUCUCACCCCUAAUUGUUUGUAAAGUCAGUCUACUCAAAUGAGACUUUCUCAUUUUUUGCAGAUAAGCAAAUGGAUCAUCAGGAGCUGAAAGAACCUGUGAAUAAUGUCUCUCUCAUUAAAGGUAACACAAACCCUCUCUUUAUUCUUACUACAUGAAAUUGGACAGAUUGGACUGGAUAUACUGUAUGUUGGAUCAGUUCUGAUGUCUAGGACCAGUCACUCUUGUGCAAGUCAUCCCAGACCAAAGUGAGGAGGAAAGGGUCAAAGAGAGGCAGACUUUGAAAAGGAAAUAUUGGGUGUACAGGCAAUUUGAGAGCUCACAUUUCUAAGGCAUUGUGCUAAGGGCCACAGUUCUCUGUGGAAUCUUAUAUACUUAAUACUUCUGAGAAAAUAAAAAAGAGCCCUACUAACUUCUAAUAGACCCUUAUUUCAUAGUUUUGAUGUCUUCACUAUUAUUCUACAAUGUAGAAAAUAGUAAAAAUAAAGAAAAACCCUGGAACGAGUAGGUGUAUCCAAACUUUUGACUGGUGCUGUAUAUAACGUUUCUGCUCUGAAAUGCAUUUACACUAUAUAUACAAAAGUAUGUGGACGCCCCUUCAAAUGAGUGGAUUCGGCUAUUUCAGCCACACCCAUUGCUGACAGGUGUAUAAAAUUGAGCACACAGCCAUGCAAUCUCCAUAGACAAACAUUGGCAGUAGAAUGGCCUCACUGAAGAGCUCGGGGACAUUCAACGUUGCACUGUCAUAGAAUUCCACCUUUCCAACAAGUCAGUUCGUCAAAUUUUUGCCCUGCUAGAGCUGCUCCGGUCAACUGUAAACGCUGUUAUUGUGAAGAGGAAAUGUCUAAGAGCAACAACGGCUGAGCCGCGAAGUGGUAGGCCUACAAGCUCACAGAAUGGGACCGCCGAGUGCUGAAGCGUGUAAAUAUCGUCUGUCCUCGGUUGUAACACUCACUAUAGAGUUCCAAACUGCCUCUGGAAGCAACGUCAGCACAAGAACUGCACAAGAACUGUUAGUUGGGAACUUCAUGAAAUGGGUUGCUGUGGCCGAGCAGCCGCACACAAGCCUAAGAUCACCAUGCGCAAUGCCAAGCGUCAGCUGGAGUGGUGUAAAGCUCGCCGCCAUUGGACUCUGGAGCAGUGGGAACGCGUUCUCUAAAGUGAUGAAUCACGCUUCACCAUCUGGCAGUCCGACGGACAAAUCUGGGUUUGGCGGAUGCCAGGAGAACGCUACCUGCCCCAAUGCAUAAUGCCAACUGUAAAGUUUGGUGGAGGAGGAAUAAUGGGCUGGGGCAGUUUUUCAUGGUUCAGGCCCCUUAGUUCCAGUGAAGGGAAAUCUUAACGCUACAGCAUACAAUGACAUUCUAGACAAUUCUGUGCUUCCAACGUUGUGGCAACAGUUUGGGGAAGGCCCUUUCCUGUUUCAGCAUGACAAUGCCCCUGUGCACAAAGCGAUGUCCAUACAAAAAUGGUUUAUCAAGAUCGGUGUGGAAGAACUUGACUGGCCUGCACAGAGCCCUGACAUCAGCACAAUCAAACACCUUUGGGAUUAAUUGGAACGCCGACUGUCAUCACCCAACAUCAGUGCUUGACUCUCAGGAACGCGUAUGUGUCUUCUGUUUCCCUCAAUCCGCGCAGGACUCAUUAGAAAAGAGUGAACAAGACCAGGCACUAAAUCAGACUGGGGUAAAAAAUAAAAUGAUAAAUGUUGAUGUUCUUUUCUACAUAGGAUAUCGCCCCCCAAAACUUUGCCUGAUUUUAUUUCUUUUUUAUUUCACCUUUAUUUAACCAGGUAAGCCAGUUGAGAACAAGUUCUCAUUUACAACUGCGACCUGGCCAAGAUAAAGCAAAGCAGUGCGAUUAAAUACAACAACACAUAGUUACAUAUGGGGUAAACAAAACAUAAAGUCAAAAAUACAAGUGUCGCCCUGCAACAACCUCUCUCUCAGCAAACUCAAAGGACUUCUGACAUGAUGUCCAAACACGAGUUCAUUCGGAUUAAAACUGAGAGAUUCCUUAACAACCUCCCACGCUGAAAACAGCACAAGACCCCUUCAUAACAGUCUCUCAAAAGCCCUAAACAGACUUCAAAGUCUGAUGAAAUCUCUCAAGAGCACCUUUUUUUUCACCUUUAUUUAAACAGGUAAGCCAGUUGAGAACAAGUUCUCAUUUACAACUGCGACCUGGCCAAGAUAAAGCAAAGCAGUGCGGAAAAAAACAACAACACAGAGUUACAUAUGGAAUAAACAAGACGUACAGUCAAUAACACAAUAGAAAAUCAAUAUACAGUGUGUGCAAAUGUAGUAAGUUAUGGAGGUAAGGCAAUAAAUAGGCCAUAGUGCAAAAUAAUUACAAUUUAGUAUUAACACUGGAGUGAUAUAUGUGCAGAAGAUGAUGUGCAAAUAGAGAUACUGGGGUGCAAAGGAGCAAAAUAAAUAACAAUGUAAAUAACAAUAUGGGGAUGAGGUAGUUGGGUGGGCUAAUUACAGAUGGGCUGUGUACAGGUGCAGUGAUCGGUAAAGCUGCUCUGACAACUGAUGCUUAAAGUUAGUGAGGGAGAUAAGAGUCUCCAGCUUCAGAGAUUUUUGCCAUUCGUUCCAGUCAUUUGCAGCAGAGAACUGGAAGGAAGGAGAUGUUGGCUUUGGGGAUGACCAGUGAGAUAUACCUGCUGGAACGCAUACUACGGGUGGGAGUUGCUAUGGUGACCAAUGAUCUAAGAUAAGGCGGGGAUUUGCCUAGAAGUGAUUUAUAGAUGACCUGGAGCCUGUGGGUUUGGCGACGAAUAUGUAGUGAGGGCCAGCCAACGAGAGCGUACAGGUCACAAUGGUGGGUAGUAUAUGGGGCUUUGGUGACAAAAUGGAUGGCACUGUGAUAGACUACAUCCAAUUUGCUGAGUAGAGUGUUGGAAGCUAUUUUGUAAAUUACAUCGCCGAAGUCAAGGAUCGGUAGGAUAGUCCGUUUUACGAGGGCAUGUUUAGCAGCAUGAGUGAAGGAGGCUUUGUUGCAAAAUAGGAAGCAGAUUCUAGAUUUAACUUUGGAUUGGAGAUGCUUAAUGUGAGUCUGGAAGGAGAGUUUACGGUCUAACCAGACACCCAGGUAUUUGUAGUAGUCCACAUAUUCUAAGUCAGACCCGCCAAGAGUAGUGAUUCUAGUCGGGCGGGCGGGUGCAAGCAGCGUUAGAUUGAAGAGCAUGCAUUUAGUUUUACUAGUGUUUACGAGCAGUUGGAGGCCACGGAGGGAGUGUUGUAUGGCAUUGAAGCUCGUUUGGAGGUUUGUUAACACAGUGUCCAAUGAAGGGCCAGAUGUAUACAAAAUGUGUCGUCUGCGUAGAGGUGGAUCAGAGAGUCACCAGCAGCAAGAGCGACAUCAUUGAUAUACACAGAGAGUCGGCCCGAGAAUUGAACCCUGUGGCACCCCCAUAGAGACUGCCAGAGGUCCAGACAACAGGCCCUCCGAUUUGACACAUUGAACUCUAUCUGAGAAGUAGUUGGUGAACCAGGCGAGGCAGUCAUUUGAGAAACCAAAGCUAUUUAGUCUGCCAAUAAAAAUGUGGUGAUUGACAGAGUCAAAAGCCUUGGCCAGGUCGAUGAAGACGGCUGCACAGUACUAUCAUUUAUAGAUUGCGAUUAUUAUAUCGUUUAGGACCUUGAGCGUGGCUGAGGUGCACCCAUGACCAGCUAACCAGAUUGCAUAGCGGAGGUUACGGUGGGAUUCGAAAUGGUCGGUGAUCUGUUUAAGUUGGCUUUCAAAUACUUUCGAAUGGCAGGGCAGGAUGGAUAUAGGUCUGUAACAGUUUGGAUCUAGAGUGUCACCCCCUUUUAAGAGGGGGAUGACCGCGGCAGCUUUCCAAUCUCUGGGGAUCUCAGACGAUACGAAAGAAAGGUCGAACAGGCUAGUAAUAGGGGUUGCGACAAUUUCUGCGGCUAAUUUUAGAAAGAAAGGUUCCAGAUUGUCUAGCCCAGCUGAUUUGUAGGGGUACAUAUUUUUCAGCUCUUGCAGGACAUCAGCUAUCUGAAUUUGGGUGAAGGAGAAGCGGGGGGGGGGGGGGGGGGGGGGUAAUGGGCAAGUUGCAGCGGAGGGUGCAGUAGCCAGGUGGAAAACAUGGCCAGCCGUAGCAAAAUGCUUAUUGAAAUUCUUGAUUAUCGUAGAUGUAUCGGUGGUGACAGUGUUUCCUAGCCUUAGUGCAGUGGGUAGCUGGGAGAAGGUGCUCUUAUUCUCCAUGGACUUUACAGUGUCCCAAAACUUUUUGGAGUUAGUGCUACAGGAUGCAAAUUUCUGUUUGAAAAAGCUAGCCUUUGCUUUCCUGACUUCCCUGAAAAGUUGCAUAUCGCGGGGGCUGUUCGAUGCUAAUGCAGUACGCCACAGGAUGUUUUUGUGCUGGUCAAGGGCAGUCAAGUCUGGGGUGAACCAGGGGCUGUAUCUGUUCUUAGUUCUGCAUUUUUUGAAUACGGCAUGCUUAUUUAAGAUGGAGAGGAAAGCACUUUUGAAGAACAUCCAGGCAUCCUCUACUGACGGAAUAAGGUCAAUAUCCAUCCAGGAUACCCGGGCCAGGUCAAUUAGAAAGGCCUGCUCGCUGAAGUGUUGUAGGGAGCGUUUGACAGUGAUGAGGGGUGGCUGUUUGAUGGCGGACCCAUUACGGACGUAGGCAAUGAGGCAGUGAUCGCUGAGAUCCUGGUUGAAGACAGCGGAGGUGUAUUUAGAGGGUAAAUUAGUCAGGAUGAUAUCUAUGAGGGUGCCCAUGUUUACGGAUUUAGGGUUGUACCUGGUAGGUUCCUUGAUAAUUUGUGAGAGAUUGAGGAUGGCUGGGGUGUUAAGCAUAUCCCAGUUUAGAUCACCAAGCAGUACGAACUCUGAGGAUAGAUGGGGGCAAGCAAUUCACAAAUGGUGUCCAGGGCACAACUGGGGGCUGAGGGGGGUCUGUAGCAUGCGGCAACAGUGAGAGACUUAUUUCUGGAAAGAUCUUUAGAAGUAGAAGCUCAAACUGUUUGGGCACAGACCUGGAUAGUAUGAUAGAGCUCUGCAGGCUAUAGUAGAUUGCAACUCCGCCCCCUUUGGCAGUUCUAUCUAGACGGAAGAUGUUGUAGUUCAGGAUGGAUAUUUCUGGAUUUUUGGUGGCCUUCUUGAGACAAGAUUCAGACACUGCUAGAACAUCAGGGUUGGCAGAGUGUGCUAACGCAGUGACUAACUCAAACUUGGAGAGGAGGCUUCUGAUGUUAACAUGCAAGAAACCAAGGCUUUUACGGUUACAGAAGUCAACAAAUGAUAGCGCCUGGGGGGUAGUAGUGUUACUGGGGGCUACAGGACCUGGGUUAACCUCUACAUCACUAGAGGAACAGAGGAGGAAUAGAAUAAGGAUACGGCUAAAGGCUUUAAGAACUGGUCUUCUAGUGCGUUGGGUACAGAGAAUAAAAAGGGCAGAUUUCCGGGCGUUGUAGAAUAGAUUCUUGGCAUUAUGUACAGACAAGGAUAUGGAAGGAUAUGAGUACAGUGGAGGUACACCUAAGCAUUGGGUAACUAUGUAAGAGAUAGCAUCACUGGAGGUACCGAUUGAGCCAGUCUCCGUGUGUAUGGGGGGUGGGACAAAGUAGCUCUCUGAGGCUGGUUGAGCGGGACUGGGGGCUCUACAGUGAAAUUGUAUAAUAAGAACUAACCCAAACAGCAAUAGGCUAGGCAUAUUGACAUGGGAGAGAGGCAAUCACAGGUGUUAUUCGAGAGGGCUAAGACAACAACUGGUAAUGGCGAUGAAAGUUUGGGCUGAGGCUAAACAGAUAAACAGGAUGGGGUACCGUGUAAAGGAACAGACCAGCAGGCAUUAGCUGUGUAGCUGAGUGAUCAAAAGGUCCAGUGAACAGCAAUAGGCAGUUCGUAGGCUACUACAGCACCGGUGAGCAGGAGGCACGGCUGUUGAUUGCGCAUGCUAGCGGGCCUGGGCUAGCAGAUGGAUCUUCGUGGUCAUCGCAAUGGGAAGCCUGUUGAAACCACAUCAGACGAUUAUGUCGGCAGACCAUUCGUGAUGGAUCGCGGGGCUCCGUGUCGACACUAGGAGGUCCCGUCCGGUUGACAGAGAGAUAGAUAGCCGGGAGAUGGGCCUGGCUCGAGGCUAGCUCAAGGCUAACUGGUACGUCGGGACAGUGGUGAUUAGCCAACAACAGCCAUUCGGUUGCAGCUAGCUAGUUGAGAUGGUCCGGUGUUAAGGUCCAGUGAUUCUGUGAUUCCGGCAGAAAAUCCGAUAUGCUCUGGGUCGAUAGCACGCUGUGCAGACUGGCCGAUAAUUGUCCAGGCUAGAGCUGGCUGGUAGGUAGUGCAGGCCACGGACAGUGGUGAAGACCGCUAACGGAGGCUAAUAGCAAGUAGCUAGUUAGCUGGCUAGCUGGCUAGUUUCAGCCGUAGGUUCUUGAUAAAAAUAAAGAAAUAGAAUCCGUUCCACAUUGAGUGAGGCGGGUUGCAGGAAAGUAUAUUUAGUUAAAGGAUGGAAAGUGAGAUAGAGAAAUAUAUACGAAAAAGAAGACAAAAAAAAAAGGCUAUUUACACGAGGACACAACACAAUACACGACCACACUGCUACGCCAUCUUGGAAUGAUGAUCUUAUGAACUUCCUAAUACCUUUCUGAUGCAUUUCAGUCACUUCAGAUUGAAAUACUGUCAAAAGUACUGUCAAAGUGCCAUAGCCCCAAUUAAAAAAGUAAGCAUUGGCCUUUAAUUACAUCACUUUUGUUUCAUGGUGGGGUCGCAAAACAAUGUUGAUAUCAACAAUGGGGUCGCGGGUCCCAAAAAGUUUGGGAACCCCUGAUGUAGGGGAUCUAGUUUCAGGCAUUUAUUUUAUGCCUGCUAUGUUAGGUUACGUGAAAUAGAUAAAUGUGUCUGUCAACUGAGCCAGAAAUACACAUAAAAAAUGUGCCUCUAAAAAGGCCAACAUUGGAAUAAUAUUCAAAUCUAUUUAGCAAAAUAUAAGUAAAUGAGUUAUACAAAGGAGGCUAAAUUUAAAGCAGGUGCUUCCACACAGGUGCUUAUUGAGUUAAUUAAGCAAUUAACUUCCCAUCAUGCUUAGGGCCAUGUAUAACAAUGCUCAGUUGCCCAUUAUUUUGGCUACCAUGGCUAGAAGAAGAGAUCUCAAUGACUUUGAAAGAGGGGUCUCAAAGAGCAUAGGGGGUUUAAAGUGUGUGUGUGUGUGUGUGUGUGUGUGUGUGUGUGUGUGUGUGUGUGUGUGUGUGUAGAAUCUAUGCCAAGGCGCAUUGAACACUUUAUGUUGGUGUUUCCUUUAUUUGGGCAGUUAUCUGUACAUAAAUAAUUAGCCUACAUCUCAAAGUGUAGCCUAGGUGAUAUGUCCACACCGAUGCUGACAUGAGGGAGGUACCAGAAAAUAUAGCCAAACUUGAAUGAGACUUUUAAUUACAUAAAUAAAGGUUAAACACCAGUCAUGUUUGACAAAUAUAAUGUAAGGAAUUAACAUUAACGUCUAAAGGCUUCUGUUGACAUAGUUGAGGCACGGUUCGUUCAGACAGUAAUGUUUAGAUGUGUAUUUCAAUGAGCUAGCGAGUGUGAGAGGUUGUGUGUGUGCAUGUGUAUGUCGUGUCUGCUAUCUGAAACACCCAUAUUAUUAGUUUCUGCACUGAUACAGUGUCUGCCACAGUGAUGUCAUAUCCCCUUGAUAAAUCAAUUUAUAGUGCACAGGCUUGACCUGUUCUGGCGCCUUGUUUUUGCCUCUGCCAAACGUUUGAUCUAGGAGGAGGUCAUCUCUUUUCCCAGCCCUGGCAGAUUAGAAGAAAAGUUUUUGCUGUGUUUUUUUCCGUCUAUUUUGAGAGAGAGUUAUGCAUUGCUUUCUCCACUAGUCAUCUUUUCGACCUAUGAAUUCAUAGUCAGUAGAGGGCAUUGUUUUGAAACUGUGAGAGAUGUGAUUGUUUUGAGAGUACAUCAAUGGGCUUGACUAUGAGAGCCCACAUAUAUGAGGGAGCCCUUAUAUUUGAGUUCAGAUGAAAUCAUAUUAAUUAUUCAAAUUUUGGCACCAUCGUUUAUGUACUAGGCCCAUUUUUGGUCGUCUUGGGAAAUUAUUUCACAUUUCCAUGGCUAAAUGUAAUCUGUUGACUGUGAGUGGGGAGGCAAAAUAGUCCAGAGAUUAAGACAUUCAGUCAAGUUUGAUAUUACCUUUGGAAUCUCACGAAGGCCUUUAAAGAGUCACACAAAGUACCAGACAACUUGUUGAACUACACUGCCUAAUGUCAGGCAUCUUUAAUAUUGCAAGAAGGUUUGUCCUCAUUUGCCCCUAUACUGUAGAUAAGUGCAGCUCAACCAUCUCCACCCGGCCAUGUUGGUCAGUUUGGUGUGUCCUCUGCCGAACACUGUAUUCAUCUCCAUUCCUUUUCCCAGUUGAGCUGAACCGAUCCAACAUGGGCACCAGUGACUCAGAAAAAGUCAUCAAGCAUCUGAACGAGGAGCUUCAAGAGGCCCAGGAGUUCUCCAAGACAGGAAAACUGAAAUGCAUGGAACUGCAAGGUACUGGAAAGGCUUUAGGAAUGACACUCACACAACAGUGCAUUACCCAAUACUGUAAAACCAUACAUGCACAAGCACACACACAUUCACAUAACAUCUACAGCACUGAAUGUUCUCUGUUAGAGAAGUUAACUUAUUGUCCUUCUGUAUUUGUGUCAUACAUUGCAGGGCUCCUGGAGGAAGAGAGGCGAGCCAACAAGCAGCAAGCUGGCGAGUCUGCAAAACAGAUGAAAGUCCUACAGGGUAGGCCUAAGUGUGUGCGUGUUUCCUACAAUUACUUUAGGGGUGUGUGAGCAAUGUGCAGGAAUGUGUGUGGGUAAAGCUGUGUUUGUGCAAGUGUUUCUGUACAUGUCUGUUCAUGAAUGUAGGCUACUAUAUCUGUGUAAGUUAAAGUUUGUGUGUAGGCCUAGUUAUGUUGUUGGUUCACUCCUGUGAGAUAGAAAGAGCUGCCAUGAAUAAUAUUACCCCCCCCCCCCCCCCCCCCCCCCUUAGUGUGAAAGAUUAGAUUGUAUCACCCAUCUGCACCCAGCUAGUGAAAUAACCCUCCUCGCACAUCCUUCUGUGUGAGCAGGCCAGCUGCGACAGCUACAGGACGAGCUGGGGGUCCUGAGAGAGCAGAAAGACAGCGAUUUCAUGAGUUCCCAAGAUGAACUGCACAGAGCACGAGAAGAAGUGAAGACACUGCGUCACGCCCUGGAUGCUGCCACCGCCGAUCGGGAGCGGGAGGUUGCUGCUGUCCAGAGUAACCUAGCAACCGUCUCCAAGGAGAUGGAGAAGUGGCGACAGACGGCCAGCAAGUACGAGCGUGAGAUUAACGGCCUGCAAGGUGACCUACAGCAGCAGAGCAAGCAGUGGCAGAAGGCUGCAGAGUCACAAGGUAUAGAAAAUACAUAAUAAAUAUUUAUAUAGCCUAUAUAGGGCUCUAUGUUCGGCUGGCGUUAAGGUGGCGCUAGUGUCAAGUUAGUUUGCAAUUUCGUCAUGUAAGUUACCUGUCUUAUAUCAGCUCGCUUAAAAAUAUUAUCCAUAGUGCUAAUUUCAGGCAGUGCUGAUAGGAUAUUUAACACCAAUCAAAAACUGGUUUUAGCAGUAACACAGUCUAUCCAGCCGUGACGCACACUUCCCAUAUGCGCAUGGAACAAGAGUAGCCUAAUGUGCUUUUGGUGCCUGUAUACUUCGUAUUUAGAAACAUUAAAAACGGUUGUUGUUUUUUUCCAUUUUGUUUUGUUUGAUUAAAAACCAAGCACUCCCCUCCUCUCAAUUAAUGCUUUUUUUCUGCCCAAUGCAAUUGUGAAGUAGUCAAGACUGUCGAUAAAGGGUUUGGCUCCUGAGACCGCUUGGAAAUCAAUCUUAAUCACUAAAGAUUUAUUAAAAUAUAAAGUUUGAGAGGAAUGAAACAGUGAGCUGACAUUCCCUUUUUAACUAUGCAUUGUAUGAAGGCCCACAUUAUUUUAGCCAUAAAGGUCCCGUUUUGGACGUGCGUAAAACCCCCUCCAGGAUGUAGGCUACGUGUCCACGCCCAUCAUGAAAUGAGAGAUGAGAACCUUCGGUGAAUACCGAUGAACCUCGUAUUUAAAAGUUGUAACCUUUAGAAAUUGCAAUCAGUUGUGUUGUGACAAGGUAGGGGGGGGGGGGGGGGUGUACAGAAGAUAGCCCUAUUUGGUAAAAGACCAAAUCCAUAUUAUGGCAAGAACAGCUCAAAUAAGCAAAGAGAAACAACAGUCCAUUUAAGACAUGGAGGUCAGUCAAUACAGAACAUUUCAAGAACUUUGAAAGUUUCAUGAAGUGCAGUCACAAAAACCAUCAAGCACUAUGAUGAAACUGGCUCUCAUGAGGACCACCACAGGAAUUAAGACCCAGAGUUACCUGCUGCAGAGGAUAAGUUCAUUAGAGUUACCAGCCUCAGAAAUUGCAGCCCAAAUAAAUGCUUCACAUAGUUCAAGUAACAGACACAUCUCAACAUCAACUGUUCAGAGGAGACUGUGUGAAUCAGGCCUUCAUGGUUGAAUUGCUGCAAGGAAACCACUACUAAAGGACACCAAUAAGAAGAAGAGACUUGCUUGGGCCAAGAAACAUGAGCAAUGGACAUUAGACCGGUGGAAAUGUGUCCUUUGGUCUGGAGUCCAAAUUGGAGAUUUUUGGUUCCAACCGCCGUGGCUUUGUGAGACGUGGUGUGGGUGAACGGAUGAUCGCCGCAUGUGUAUUUCCCACCGUAAAGCAUGGAGGAGGAGGUGUUAUGGUGUGGGGGUGCUUUGCUGGUGACACUGUCUGUGAUUUAUUUAGAAUUCAAGGCACACUUAACCAGCAUGGCUACCACAGCAUUCUGCAGCGAUACGCCAUUCCAUCUGUUUUGGGCUUAGUGUGACUCUCAUUUGUUUCUCAACAGGACAAUGACCCAACACACCUCCAGGCUCUGUAAGGGCUAUUUUACCAAGAAGGAGAGUGAUGAAGUACUGCAUCUGAUGACCUGGCCUCCACAAUCCCGACCUCAACCCAAUUGAGAUGGUUUGGGAUGAGUCGGACCGCAGAGUGAAAGAAAAGCAGCCAACAAGUGCUCAGCAUAUGUGGGAACUCCUUCAAGACUGUUGGAAAAGCAUUCCAGGUGAAGCUGGUUGAGAGAAUGCCAAGAGUGUGCGAAGCUGUCAUCAAGGCAAAGGGUGGCUAUUUGAAGAAUCUCAAAUAUAAAAUGUAUUUUGAUUUGUUUAACACUUUUUUGGUUACUAUAUGAUUCCAUAUGUGUUAUUUCAUAGUUUUGAUGUCUUCACUAUUAUUCUACAAUGUAGAAAAUAGUAAAAAUAAAGAAAAACCCCGGAAAGAGUAGGUGUAUCCAAAGUUUUGACUGGUGCUGUAUAUAUCGUUUCUGCACUGAAAUGCAUUUACACUAUAUUUACAAAAGUAUGUGGACGCCCCUUCAAAUGAGUGGAUUCGGCUAUUUCAGCCACACCCGUUGCUGACAGGUGUAUAAAAUUGAGCACACCGCCAUGCAAUCUCCAUAGACAAACAUUGGCAGUAGAAUGGCCUCACUGAAGAGCUCGGGGACUUUCAACGUGGCACCGUCAUAGAAUUCCACCUUUCCAACAAGUCAGUUCAUCAAAUUUCUGCCCUGCUAGAGCUGCCCCGGUCAACUGUAAAUGCUGUUAUUGUGAAGAGCAACAACGGCUGAGCCGCGAAGUGGUAGGCCUACAAGCUCACAGAAUGGGACCGCCGAGUGCUGAAGCGUGUAAAAAUAGUCUGUCCUCGGUUGUAACACUUACUAUAGAGUUCCAAACUGCCUCUGGAAGCAACGUCAGCACAAGAACUGCACAAGAACUGUUAGUUGGGAACUUCAUGAAAUGGGUUUCUAUGGCCGAGCAGCCGCACACAAGCCUAAGAUCACCAUGCGCAAUGCCAAGCGUCGGCUGGAGUGGUGUAAAGCUCGCCGCCAUUGGACUCUGGAGCAGUGGGAACGCGUUCUCUAAAGUGAUUAAUCACGCUUCACCAUCUGGCAGUCCGACGGACGAAUCUGGGUUUGGCGGAUGCCAGGAGAACGCUACCUGCCCCAAUGCAUAAUGCUAACUGUAAAGUUUGGUGGAGGAGGAAUAAUGGUCUGGGGCUGUUUUUCAUGGUUCAGGCCCCUUAGUUCCAGUGAAGGGAAAUCUUAACGCUACAGCAUACAAUGACAUUCUAGACAAUUCUGUGCUUCCAACGUUGUGGCAACAGUUUGGGGAAGGCCCUUUCCUGUUUCAGCAUGACAAUGACCCUGUGCACAAAGCGAGGUCCAUACAAAAAUGGUUUGUCAAGAUUGGUGUGGAAGAACUUGACUGGCCUGCACAGAGCCCUGACAUUAGCACCAUCAAACACCUUUGGGAUUAAUUGGAACGCCGACUGUGAUCACCCAACAUCAGUGCUUGACUCUCAGGAAUGCGUAUGUGUCUUCUGUUUCCCUCAAUCCGCGCAGGACUCAUUAGAAAAGAGUGAACAAGACCAGGCACUAAAUCAGACUAGGCUACGUGUCCACGCCCAUCAUGAAACGUGAGAUGAGAACCUUCGGUGAAUACCGGUUAACCUCGUAUUUAGAUGUUGUAACCUUUAAAAAUUGCAUGUUUUCCAUUUUAUACAGUGCAUUUGGACAGUAAUCAGACCUCUUGACUUUAUCCACAUUUUGUUACGUUACAGCCUUAUUAUAAAAUGGAUUAUAUAAAUAAAAAUAUAUCUACACACAAUACCCCAUAAUGACAAAGCGAAAACAGGUUUUUAGAAAUGUUUGCAAAUGUAUAAAAAAAUGUAACGUAUUUAAAUAAGUAUUCAGACCCUUUGCAAUGAGACUCGAACAUGAGAUCUGGUGCAUCCUGUUUCCAUUGAUCAUCUUUGAGAUGUUUCUACAACUUGAUUGGAGUUCACCUGUGGUAAAUUCAAUUGAUUGGACAUUAUUUGGAAAGGCACACACCUGUUUAUAUAAGGUCCCACAGUUGACAGUGGCCUCCAUCAUUCUUAAAUGGAAGAGGUUUGUAACCACCAAGACUCUUCCUAGAGCUGGCCACCCGGCAAAACUAAGCAAUUCAAGGAGAAGGGCCUUGGUCAGGGAGGUGACCAAGAAACUGAUGGUCACUCUGACAGAGCUCCCGAGUUCCUCUGUGGAGAUGGAAGAACCUUCCAGAAGGACAACCACCUCUGCAGCACUCCACCAAUCAGGCCUUUAUGGUAGAGUGGCCAGACGGAAGCCACUCCUCAGUAAAAGGCACAUGACAGCCCGCUUGGAGUUUGCCAAAAGGCACCUAAAGGACUCUCAUAGCAUAAGAAACAAGAUUCUCUGGUCUGAUGAAACCGAUAUUGAACUCUUUGGCCUGAAUGCCAAGCUUCACUUCUGGAGGAAACCUGGCACCAUCCCUACGGUGAAGCAUGGUGGUGGCAGCAUCAUGCUGUGGGGAUGUUUUUCUGCAGCAGGGACUGGGAGACUAGUCAGGAUCGAGGGAAAUAUGAACGGAGCAAAGUACAGAGAGAUCCUUGAUGAAAACCUACUCCAGAGCACUCAGUACCUCAGACUGGGGCAAAGGUUCACCUUCCAACAGGACAACAACCCUAAGCACACAGCCAAGACAACGCAGGAAUGGCUUCGGGACAAGUCUCUGAAUGUCCUUGAGUGUCCCAGCCAGAACCCAGACUUGAACCCAAUUGAACAUCUCUGGAGAGACCUGAAAAAAGCUGUGCAGCAAUGCUCCCCAUCCAACCUGACAGAGCUUGAGAGGAUCUGCAGAGAAGAAUGGGAGAAACUCCCCAAAUACAGGUGUGCCAAGUUUGUAGUGUCAUACCCAAGAAGACUCGAGGCUGUAAUCGCUGCCAAAGGUGCUUCAACAAAGUACUGAGUAAAGGGUCUGUAUACUUAUGUAGAUGUAUAUUUCCGAUUAUGCUCAUAAAACAUAGGACUAUUUGGUAGCAGUAUAACGGUGAGUGGGCAUUCUCCCUUUCUAUUUAUAUUGGAUCUUUAUCCAGCUACUGUGAAAAGUUUGGACGUGCGUAAAACCUUCAAUAGUCUGCAUUGUUUUAAUAUUAUAUGCCCACGGGGAGAAAUUAUGCUGCCUGUAAGUGUAUUUAGACAUAGCCUAUUUAAAACAAUAUUAUUAUUUUAUUUUUUUUUGGGGGGGGGGUUUGAUUAUAAUUAUUUGUUCUCUUUUUAGGCCUUAUCAAUAAUUAAUUUAAUCUUGCUUAUUGACAAUGUGUGGCAUGUCCAUGCUCAGCCAUAAUGCAAUUUAAAGUAGGCCUAGCCCGUAUAUCAGUGUGAAUGCUAUUGAAGCCAUGCAAUUACUUAGAACAAUGUGGACUACAAAUGGGUUCAAGUUAGCAUUUUUUAUUUAGCAAAGAUAGGUCUACAUUUUGUUAUUUUGUUUCUGUAUGCCAUUUAACAAACUAUAAUGGACUAACAUUGGAAUUGGAGUUGAUUCCAAGACAAUACAUAAAAGACCGUAAAUACACAACUUGAAGCAACCACAUAUUUUGCCAUGGAGCACGUUCUGAUUGGCCAGUGAGGGGCCAAGCCUUGACAAACCCACAACUUGUUUAUUCAUCAAAACCCAGCCCUUUCGCGCCAAUGCCAGCAAGUGCGCCGAUAAUUGUGAUAGUUAAAAUAGCAAAAAUAUUUCUGACACACCCCUGAACCUAUAGCGUUACCGCCUGCGCUUAGAUUUACCAUUGCGUUAGGUUUGUUAAAAUAGAGCCCAUACUGUAUAUUGACAAACUGUAAAAGAAGCACAACUUUGCUUCACAGUUGCAUUCAUGUGAAAGUAUGUCCACAUCAACUUAGUUUGGGCAGUUAAUCAGCCCGGAAAAGUCAUCUGACUAAAUAGUUUUACUGAAAGUAUCAAGGAGUUGGCGAAAACAAGAACAGACUGGCACUCAGGCUGUGAUAUGAUGCCAUGUUGAGGCAUGUAUGAGCGUCCCUAUGGUUUUCUACAGCAGCUGAACUGGAGUCUAUACAGAGGGAGUACACCAGCCUCCAGAGGGAGGUGUCGUCCCUGCGCUUGGAGAAACAAGAGGUGCUAAAUAAACAUCAGAAGGAGUGUGCUGCCCUCAGGGUGGAAAAGGAGGAGCUGCUCAGGGCUCACCAGAAGGAGAAGGGGAACCUACAGAAUGAGAGUGCAGUCAUGCGCUCAGAGAAAGAGGCCAUGCUGAAGAAGCAAAUGGUGUUAGAGAAGGAUUUGGCCAGGUCAGUCUGUAAUCUGCAACACAACUUGCAAGAACAUUUGUUCAGAAACAUCAUACAGUACACUGAGUUGAGGGUACACAACCCAACUCCAAAAUGGUCCCAAACGCUCUCACACUGCCCCUUAUUCUAAUCCCUUACUCUAGUCAAAUCCCUAAUUAUCUUUGACUCUGACUUUUACACUUUCUUUCACACACACACACUUAUUGACAGACCAAUAAAGUUGACAUCAAAAUGGUCACGAUUAGAAUACAACAGGCUACAUAUCAUUCAUAUAAAGUAACACUGCUCCUGACCUCUGUCUCGCUCUAUCUUUCUGCUUCUCUAUCCAUCUCUCUUCUUCAUCUCUCUUUCUACCCCUCUCUCUCCCAGCUCGCUUGCCCAGAGUGCUGAGCUGAGCAGCAGCCUGAAGGCCCUGGAGCACCAUCAGGGGGAGAUGGAGAAGAGGUUGGGGGCCCUGCAGGAGCAGCACCUGCAGGACAACACCAAGCUUCAGAGCCAGCUGGACCAGUCAGACGGCCGCACCAAGGACCUGCAGAGAGAGGUGGGCACAGGAUGUGCACGCUGUCUUCCUCCCUUCCUUGAAGUAAUCACGGUCUGUGAUUUGACAUGACUGGAUAGGCUAUAAAAGCUACAGUAUAUAAUGCACGUGUCAAACUCAAGGCCGAAUCUGGCCUGCGGGUAGUUUGAGUAAAAUCUAAAAUACAUAUACUAUAUAUUUUCUUUAACCUUUUUUUGUCUGUGAAAAACAUUGAAAAGACUAAAACCAAAUCGAAACUGUGUAGAAAUUAUAAUGGACCUACCUUUAUACUCUCUUCACUCUGUCCAGCUUGCUAAUAGUCAUCGAAACGAAAGCUAGAUAAUCAGGGACCAUCAAAAAUUGCAAAAGCGAUAGAGGAUUAUUCUUUGCUAAUUUUGACUUACAGGAAAUAUAAUACAUUUUAAGUGUGGCCCUCCAGAAAAUGUGUUCAAUACCCUGAUAUAAUGUAACCCAUAAUGGUCAGAUCCGACCGUGUUAGCUCAGUGAUCACUUCAUGGCAAGGGGGAAGGAAGGAUGUAUGUUCAAAGUAUUUGAAGAUGGCCUGGAAUUUCACAACCACAGUUUUAUCCCAUUUGAAACAGAAACCUUAUGCUUUCUCUUUGAAUGUUUUAUGAAUGCCUGUGAUAUUUAUAACCUCUCUGUUCUCAGUAUGAGGAGACACAGACCGAGCUGUCAGACCUGAAGGAGAAGUUUGAGACGACUGAGCAGGAAAAGCAGUCGAUCACUGAUGAGCUUGGGGAGUGUAAAGCUGACCUGAAGAUGCAGCGGGAGAAAGGAAACAAAGUGAGUUAUCCACUAUCAAGACUGUCCAUACGGUAC
This is a messenger RNA of Coregonus sp. 'balchen', 16863 nucleotides long. NCBI's taxonomy places the organism in Eukaryota, Metazoa, Chordata, Actinopteri, Salmoniformes, Salmonidae. The record is from the annotation of a GenBank genome assembly.